Messenger RNA from Exophiala viscosa, 1092 nucleotides. RefSeq lists its product as uncharacterized. NCBI's taxonomy places the organism in Eukaryota, Fungi, Ascomycota, Eurotiomycetes, Chaetothyriales, Herpotrichiellaceae. The record is from RefSeq and is a predicted model, not a curated record. Bases 130 to 1014 code for a protein of 294 amino acids. The transcript has a single exon.
AAGUUGCAAAGUUGGACAAGCACACAGUCGCCCGCCAUAUAAGCAGUCAUCCCGCUGAUUGUACUCCCACAGAACACCCGCCCCUGAGUCUGUCAGUUUGUAUCCAGAUAUUUGCCUUCUUGCCUCGCAAUGAUGACGGGAUAUGGUGCCCUGGCCUCGAUGAUGGCAAGCCAUCAAGACAUCGAAGCCUUCAGGAAAUUCUCCAGCAUGAAUGCCGAAAACAUUCUUCAUAUGCAAGCGGAGCUGCAGCACCUUGAGAUGGUCAUUAAUGAAAUCAGAAAGAUGCCGGAGCUGAACAGUUUUGACCGAAUUUGGAUCGAAUGUCCUGAACACAUGUCAGAAGACGAUAUUCGGAAAAUCUUUGAGCGGUCAAGAACCCUGCUAGAUCAGUAUUGCAAGUGUUUGAUUCAGACCACUGAUCGGAAGACUUGCGCUGACGGUGGCACAGAUCGGACCAUUCUGCAAACAGCUAAAGUCAAUGCGUUGAAUCCUCCACCGAAAGACAAUUUAGAGCUGCGGAGGCGGUGGUACGACGAAGAAAGUGGUGGCGAUGCGUUCUUGCAUGGGGUCGAAGCAGGCAUCUUCUGCGACCGAGACAUUGAGAGAGAUCUGAUGACUAUAAAAGAAGACAUUGGGAGAAAAGAUCCGUUGGCCAGAUUCUUGAGUGACAGAAUAGUGCCAUUAUAUCACCGUAUGGUUGGACAUCGAAUUCACCGGUCAAUGGCAGAAAAGGCAUUCCGACAAACCUGGGAAUACCGAUCAGAGACUCUGGUACAGAUCGCCAACACGUUUUGUAUGAUCCUGUCGGCAGUCAUUCCGGCCUUCUCAAUCCUGGUUCUGUUCAGCGUACAGAGCAUCGAGGGUCGAUUGAUAGCGAUAUCAGCCAUGAGUCUGGUAUUCUCAUUGGUGAUGAAUGUGAUUGCUCAAAAACGAGCCGACGUGUUCAUGUCUACCACUGGGUUCGCAGCUGUGCUUGUGGUGUUUGUUGGAAGUGCAAAUGUAAUGAAUGGUUGAGGAAGGAUCUCAGGGGAUACAAAUGGUAUGGCAAGAAAUCGCCGAAGGCAGGACGGUGACACGUGAAGAGAGGCAGGG